Messenger RNA from Staurois parvus, 1428 nucleotides. NCBI's taxonomy places the organism in Eukaryota, Metazoa, Chordata, Amphibia, Anura, Ranidae. The record is from the annotation of a GenBank genome assembly.
AUGGCAGCCAUGAUGAAGAAGAAGAGCUUGCACACAACACCACCUGAUGGUGGUUGGGGGUGGAUGAUUGUGAUUGGCUGCUUUCUUGUCACAGUUUGCACAAGGGCUGUUACAAGGUGUAUCUCAAUAUUCUUUGUUGAAUUCCAAUUAUAUUUUGGUCAAGAUUAUUCAAGAACGGCUUGGAUACAUUCCAUUGUUGAUUGUGCCACUAUGUUAUGUGCCCCUCUCGGAAGUUAUGUGAGCAACCAUGUCUCUUGUCAAGUGGGAAUCAUACUCGGUGGAAUUCUUGCAUCCACAGGACUUGUCCUGAGUUCCUUUGCUACAAGCCUAGAGUAUCUCUACCUCACACUAGGAGUCCUUACAGGCUUGGGAUUUGCACUUUGCUAUAGCCCUGCAAUUGCCAUGGUGGGAAAGUACUUUGACAAGAGAAAAGCCUUGGCUUAUGGAAUCGCUAUGUCAGGCAGUGGCAUCGGCACCUUUAUCUUAGCUCCGGUGGUUCAGAUGCUAAUUGAACAAUUUUCCUGGAGAGGGGCUCUGCUCAUCCUCGGUGGUUUUGUGGCCAAUCUCUGUGUCUGUGGUGCUUUAAUGAGACCGAUAAACCUAAGGGAGGACUUUGCACACUCUUCGCUAAAGCAGGAGCACAGUCCAAAUGAAUCAAAUAGCAGUACAAACCCGUCCACCAAAUGCUCACCUCUGAGCCAGGACUGCAGUCACAAGAGCCUCUGUUACUGCUCCCAGAAGGAGUACAGCUUCCUCCUAAAGCCUAACUUCAUUGUACUGGCUGUGUCCUUCCUCUUCCUAGCCUAUGGAUGUAGCCCUCCAUUUGUCUACCUUGUGCCUUAUGCGCUAAGUGUUGGAGUUAGCAACCAACAAGCGGCCUUUCUAAUGUCAAUACUUGGCGUCAUAGACAUUGUUGGGAAUAUCACUUUUGGAUGGCUGACAGACAGAAGGGUCCUGAAAAAACACAGAUAUGCCUGCUACAUUAUAGCUGUGGCGCUGGAUGGCCUUAGCUGUCUCUUUCUGCCAAUUCUUAAUUGCUUCCAGUCGCUUAUACCAUUUUCUGUUACAUUUGGUUACUUUGAUGGCGCAUAUGUGGCUCUGAUUCCUGUGGUGACUGGAGAUGUAGUUGGAACAACUCACUUAUCGUCUGCUCUUGGAGUGGUAUUCUUUCUCCAUGCAGUGCCUUAUUUAGUGAGCCCUCCUAUAUCAGGUUGGUUGGUAGACACCACAGGAAACUAUACAGCAGCAUUCCUUUUAAGUGGAUUUUCUAUGAUAUUUUGUGCUGUUUUAUUAGUUUUUGUCAAGUUAAUAAAGAGGAUAAAAUCCAAAGGAUUUAUACAGUCAGUGCCAACCUCUGAAACUAAGCAAGAAAUCUGCACUAAUGGAGACCUAUCCUGUCCAGCCACAGAGGAGCAUAAAGAGGUGUAA